Molecule: messenger RNA, 486 nt
Organism: Geodia barretti
Lineage: Eukaryota; Metazoa; Porifera; Demospongiae; Tetractinellida; Geodiidae
Source: the annotation of a GenBank genome assembly
UUGAGCCGGUUCGCGCUGGAAGGCGCCGGCGACCAGCGGAUCGCACGCGCGGCGAUGGCGAGGACCGAGACCGAGGGGUUCGAGGGCCGGCAGCUCGACCGGAUCUCCGGCGGUGAGCGGCAGCGGGUGCUGUUGGCCCGAGCGCUGGCUCAGCAGGCGCGGGUCCUGCUGCUCGAUGAGCCGGUAGCCGGCCUCGACCUCCGGCACCAACUCGCGGCCAUGGAGACGUUGCGGACGGAAGUUGCCGGCGCCGGCGUCGCGGCGGUAGUGGCGCUGCACGACGUGUGGCUGGCGAGCAGAUACUGCGACCGGCUGGCGCUGCUGUCGAGCGGCGAGCUCGUGGCCGAGGGGACGCCGGCCGAGGUGUUCACGCCGGACCGCUUCCGGCAGGUGUUCGGAGUGGAGGCGACGGUCGAGCACGAUACCGGCACGGGAGUGCCGCACGUCCAUCUGGUCGGCCCGGCGCCGCCCUCAUCCGCCUCAUGA